Linum tenue is the source of this 2350-nucleotide messenger RNA. Lineage: Eukaryota; Viridiplantae; Streptophyta; Magnoliopsida; Malpighiales; Linaceae. The record is from the annotation of a GenBank genome assembly.
AACAACCCUACUUUCUCUCUCUACACACACAUCGUAUUCUCUCUCUAACAUCCAUCGAUUCUUUCUUCCCUCUUUGAUACCCCAAGGAAUUCCUCUUCUUUACCGCUUGUCAUAGCUAGGCCACCCCCCAGAAGGGGAAGAAGAGAGAAAAACAAGGAAAGAAAAGAAAACCCAUCACUCUCUUUUUUCUCUCCCUCCCUCCCUAUCUCUCUCUUCUCUCCUUUCUCAGAGAGUCUCAUCCCCUAGAGAGAAAUGGGGAACUGUUGUUCACGAGGCAGCGAAGGAGAUGCCUCCAAUGAAGAAAAGGGAGAAGGCACACAACAACAGGGUGGUAGCAGCGCCGGAGGAGACGGAUCCAAAAUUGCACCACCAUCCCCCGGCCCGCCCCAGGCCUCCCCGAAGCCAUCCAAGAACGCCCCCAUCGGACCCGUCCUGGGCCGACCCAUGGAAGACGUGAAGUCCACGUACUCCAUCGGGAAAGAGCUAGGUCGAGGCCAGUUUGGUGUCACCCACCUGUGCACCCACAAGUCCACGGGCGAGCAGUUCGCGUGCAAGACCAUCGCGAAGCGAAAAUUGGUGAACAAGGAGGAUCUGGAGGACGUGCGGAGGGAGGUCCAGAUCAUGCACCACCUUACGGGCCAGCCCAACAUCGUCGAGCUCAAGGGGGCCUUCGAGGACAAGCACUCGGUCCACCUCGUCAUGGAGUUGUGCGCUGGCGGUGAGCUGUUCGACCGGAUCAUCGCAAAAGGUCAUUACACGGAGCGAGCCGCGGCUUCGCUGCUAAGGACCAUUGUUCAGAUCGUGCACACGUGUCACUCGAUGGGGGUGAUUCAUAGGGAUCUUAAGCCCGAGAAUUUCCUCCUGCUUAGUAAGGAUGAGAGCGCUCCGCUUAAGGCCACCGAUUUUGGGCUAUCUGUGUUUUACAAGCCAGGGGAGCAGUUCAAGGACAUUGUUGGAAGUGCGUAUUACAUAGCUCCAGAAGUGUUGAAGAGGAAGUAUGGGCCAGAAGCUGAUAUAUGGAGCAUUGGGGUUAUGUUGUACAUUCUUCUAUGUGGUGUUCCUCCUUUCUGGGCAGGUAAAUCUAUUUUAAUUGUAGAAUCCGAGCAUGGAAUAUUCAACGCGAUUUUACGUGGUCACAUCGAUUUCACGAGCGAUCCAUGGCCGUCGAUCUCGCCACCGGCCAAGGACCUUGUUCGAAAGAUGCUCAACUCGGAUCCGAAACAAAGGCUCACAGCUUCUCAAGUCCUAAUGCAUCCAUGGAUCCAAGAGGAUGGAGAAGCACCCGACAUUCCUCUUGACAAUGCUGUGUUGGGCAGACUCAAGCAGUUCAAAGCCAUGAACAAAUUCAAGAAAGUUGCUCUUAGGGUUAUCGCUGGGUGCUUAUCGGAGGAAGAAAUCAUGGGACUCAAGGAGAUGUUUAAGGGCAUGGACACUGACAAUAGUGGCACAAUAACCCUCGAGGAACUCAAACAAGGGCUGGCAAAGCAAGGAACCAAGCUUUCUGAAGUUGAGGUCAAACAAUUAAUGGAAGCAGCUGAUGCAGAUGGGAAUGGAACCAUUGACUACGAUGAGUUCAUCACAGCCACAAUGCACAUGAACAGGAUGGAUAGAGAAGAACAUCUCUACACUGCUUUCCAACAUUUCGACAAAGACAACAGCGGGUACAUCACUACUGAAGAGCUUCAGCAAGCUCUCAUCGAAUUCGGUAUCAAUGACGACAAAGAGCUCAAGGACAUCCUCUCUGAGGUUGACAAUGAUAAUGACGGCCGGAUCAACUAUGAGGAGUUUGUGACGAUGAUGAGAAAAGGGAACCCAGAAGCUAAUCCAAAAAAGAGGCGUGACACGGUGUUUGUUUGAUCGAUGAUUUUCAUUAUGUCAACGGUAGUUAAUGGUCAAGAAGUGACUUGGGAUGAGCGUAACCUAAUGACCGAUCAUCUUUUGGAUCAAACUAGUUUGUGCAAAGGAAAUUAAUUUGUUGGUGAUAAGAGAAAAUUAAACCCCAAAAAAAUGUGGCUUGGCAACAAAUGAAGGAUUAUACCUCUGGCCAUAUGUGUGUAUUACUACUUCAGUCUGUGUGUGGUGUGCAAGGAGAGGGAUAGGGAGGGAAAAGGUUGUUAUUAAUGUAUAAUAAUUUUAUAUAUAUCUUUGUAAGGAGACAGAGAUUGGUGAUGUGUUUUUUAGUGGUGGUCUUGAGGCUUUGACUAAAAGUUUGAUGGGUUUUCUAAGAAGAGAUUUUGUCUUCUUAUCUUUGUUGUUUUUCUUUCGUGAAUUUUAUAAAUACUAUAAGGAUAAAAAUCAUUACGAAAUUCGAACUAUAAAAAAAGUAUCACUUGUCAAAAACUACUCAAUA